UCAACUCCAAUAGCUCUGUCAACCACUUAAGCUCAUCUCCAAUGGAGUGUGAGAGAGUCCAAGCCAUCGCUUCCCUAUCCCUCACCACCAAUUCAAUCCCUUUAGAAUUCAUCAGACCAGAGAAAGAACAGCCUGCCAUUACCACAUUCUGUGGUCCAGUCCCUGAAAUCCCCACCAUUGAUCUAAGCGACCCUGAUGAAGAGAACCGCGUGCGCUCCAUUGCCAAUGCGAGCAAAGAGUGGGGGAUAUUCCAGGUGGUGAACCAUGGUAUUCCCGAUGAGCUCAUUGGCAAGUUGCAGAAGGUUGGAAAAGACUUCUUUGAACUCCCUCAGGAAGAGAAAGAAGUCUACGCCAAACCACCCGAUUCUAAAUCCAUGGAAGGCUACGGAACCAAGCUUCAAAAGGAUAGUGAAGGGAAGAAAGCUUGGGUUGAUCAUCUUUUCCAUAGGAUUUGGCCUCCUUCUUCCAUCAACUACAAGUUUUGGCCAGAGAAUCCUCCUUCUUACAGGGAGGUAAAUGAAGAGUAUGCAAAGCAUGUGAGAGCGGUGGCAGAUAAGCUUUUCAGUGACUUUUCCAAAGGAUUAGGGUUGGAAGGGCAUGUAAUGAAAGAGGCAAUGGGAGGGGAGGAGAUAUCUUAUUUGAUGAAAAUCAAUUACUAUCCACCAUGUCCAAGACCAGAUCUAGCAUUGGGUGUGGUGGCUCAUACUGAUUUGUCAGCCAUCACCAUUCUUGUCCCCAAUGAGGUUCCUGGACUUCAAGUUCUCAAAGAUGACCAUUGGAUUAAUGCCAAGUACAUUCCUAAUGCCCUUAUCAUACACGUUGGAGACCAGAUUGAGAUAGCAAGCAAUGGGAAGUACAAGGCUGUGAUGCACAGGACGACGGUGGAUAAGGACAAGGCAAGGAUGUCAUGGCCGGUGUUCUUGGAGCCUCCAGAAGAGUUUGUUGUGGGACCUCUUCCCCAGUUGGUUGACCAACACAACCCUCCCAAAUACAAGGCCAAGAAGUUUAAGGACUACUCUUAUUGUAAACUCAACAAACUUCCUCAAUGAUCCCAAAAAAACCUAUUUCAACCUUUUCUUUUUCCUUGAUUUCAUAAAUUUUUAAAAUUUCCCUACCUACCCUUAUAAAUUUUUCUAUCAAUAAAUAUAUAUAUAUAUAUAUACGUGCUUGGAUUAAUUAUUAAUUUCUUUUUAUCCACCUAUAAUUGGUAUCUUAAAUGGGGUUUGGAAAAGCUUGAAAUUUAACUUGGGUUUUCAAUUUUAAGUACAUGUAUCUUUUCCUCUUUGUAUUGUUCUUCUCCUCUCUCUCUCUCUCUCUCUCUCUCUCUCUCUCUCUCUCUCUCUCUCUCUCCCCAACAUAAUUAAUGUUUCAGAUAUUUUAUGACAUGUAUCUUUGGUGAAGUAAUAAGUCUUAAGAAAAUAAAAGGAAAGAAUGAUUGAUUCCCA
Messenger RNA from Ziziphus jujuba (common jujube), 1445 nucleotides. Its product is annotated as flavonol synthase/flavanone 3-hydroxylase. The record is from RefSeq and is a predicted model, not a curated record. The coding region runs from base 42 to 1049 and encodes 335 amino acids. NCBI's taxonomy places the organism in Eukaryota, Viridiplantae, Streptophyta, Magnoliopsida, Rosales, Rhamnaceae. The transcript has 3 exons.